UAGUAUCUUCUGUCUGCGUAAUGGCAUAUAAUUUUUCUUUGAUAAGCAAUCUCUCUCGGUAAACUCUAUCUCAGCACUGGAAUACUUAACGCUGGUUUGACGCAGUUCCUAUACGUACAGUCCUUGCGGAAUUCAAAGAAGUGAUUAGAAAAAUGGAGAAGAUUGGGAAAAGAUUUGAAGGGAAGGUGGCCAUCGUCACGGCAUCCACUCAGGGCAUUGGUUUCGGCAUAGCCGAGCGCCUAGGCUUGGAAGGCGGCGCCGUUGUUAUUUCCUCUCGCCGGCAGAAAAACGUUGAUGAAGCAGUGCAAAAGCUUAAGAGUAGAGGAAUUGAGGCGCUGGGGCUGGUAUGCCACGUUUCAAAUGCACAGCAAAGAAAGGAUCUGAUAAAGAAAACCAUUGAGAAAUAUGGGAAAAUAGACGUAAUUGUAUGCAAUGCUGCUGCAAACCCUUCUGUUGACGGCAUCUUGGGAACUAAUGAAUCAGUACUUGACAAACUAUGGGAGAUCAAUGUGAAAACUUCAGUUCUUCUUCUACAAGAAGCAGCUCCUCACUUACAGAAAGGUUCUUCAGUCAUAUUUGUGUCUUCUAUAGCUGGCUACCACCCACCUCAAGGUUUGGCUAUGUAUGGUGUCACCAAAACAGCUCUUCUUGGGCUCACAAAGGCACUCGCGGCUGAAAUGGCCCCGGAUACUCGUGUGAACUGUGUUGCUCCUGGUUUUGUUCCGACUCACUUUGCGUCUUUUCUUACAACGAAUGAGAGCAUGAGGAAAAGCCUCGAGGAGAAAACCCUACUCAAUAGACUUGGGACUACGCAAGAUAUGGCUGCAGCAGUGGCUUAUUUGGCUUCCGAUGAUGCUUCUUAUGUAACUGGAGAAACAUUGAUAGUAGCAGGAGGAAUGCAAUCCAGACUCUAAUUUAUCUCUGUUUUCUAUAUGUUCGAGUUCCGUUGCCAACUUUUUAAUAGUGAUCUUGUAGUAAUUAGUUCUUACAAGAAUCCAGAACUAUGAUGGAUUUGCUUCUUGAGGUGCCAUGAAGAUGGAAUAAAGUGUGACGUGAUCUAUUUCUCA
Molecule: messenger RNA, 1067 nt
Organism: Sesamum indicum (sesame)
Lineage: Eukaryota; Viridiplantae; Streptophyta; Magnoliopsida; Lamiales; Pedaliaceae
Gene: IBR1
Product: indole-3-butyric acid response 1
Molecular function (GO): oxidoreductase activity
Source: RefSeq, a predicted model, not a curated record